CACGCGUCUAAUAAUUUCCUUCACAUGGCUGUAAAUCAGACGGAAUUGUCGCAGGUGAUGGCUGCCACUUUGUCGCCUGACGUUAAUGUUCGGCGACAAGCCGAGGAGAAACUAACGCAGGCUGAAUCUGCGGGCGGUGUGCUCACAUCCUCGUUGUUGCAAUUAACAGCCAAUGGUAAUGAACAAUUGCCUGUGCGACUGGCAAGUAGUAUAUACUUCAAAAACUUCAUCAAAAGGCAUUGGCCGGAAUCUCCUGAUGAGAAUGGUGGGAUCUCGGAGGAAAACCGCAACCUGAUUAAAUCACACCUCGUUGAUCUGAUGCUCUCUGUACCAGCACCCCUCAUGGCUCAGCUUCGGGAGAGCAUUAAAAUUAUCAGCGACCUUGAUUUCCCUGCUGGUUGGCCGACGCUCUUGCCAACCCUCGUACAGCGGCUGACAUGUGGUGAGGACCUCAACGAUGCCCAGUUCGGAGCGUUGGAGACCGCAGCCACUGUGUUUGACAAGUACCGGUAUCUGGGGAGAUCCAACGAAGUUUUGAGGGAAUUGCAGUAUAUUUUGAAGGAGUUUCAGGAGGUCCACUUGGCGCUCUAUAGGAGAAUAAUGCAAGAGAUUUUCUCUCCUGCAUUGAAGGAAGCAAGUCAAGCCACGAAAAGCGUGAAGUUGGCCAAACUCCUCGUUGUCGAGCUUGAGAUCUUCUAUGACCUCAAUGUUGUCGACAUCCCGGAGUAUUACGAAGACAACUCGGCCACUUGGUUCGAGGGAUUUCUGCGCUUGUUAGAAUGGCAGGAUGUGCCGGCUGCCCUCAAAGCACCGGAUGAUGAGACUCCCGGAUCAAUCGAGAAACUCAAAGCCCAAGUGUGCAGGAAUGUUGCUCUAUAUGCUGAUAAGUACCAAGAGCAAGUGGAACCGUACAUCUGCGGCGUAGUGAAAUCCGUAUGGACCUUGCUUGUUUCAACGAGUCCUAACGGGAGCAAUGAUCAGCUUGUAUCAGCAGGAAUUAAACUUUUAUCCAGUGCGGCUAGUACUAAAUGGACCAAAAGCCCCUUUGAAGAGGCGAAUUCUCUCCAAGCUAUCUGUGAGCACGUAGUUCUACCCAACAUCAAGCUCCGAGACUGUGAUGUUGAAGACUUCUUCGACAACCCCACUGAGUAUAUUAGGCGGGAUAUGGAGAGUGCAGAUCAGGAUACUCGACGACGGGCAGCAAUGGAACUGGUGAAAGGGCUCAGCAAGUUGUAUGAUCAGCAGGUGACGGAUAUCCUCGUCCGGUAUGUUCAAAUGCUCCUGCAAUCGGUUGGAUCUUCUACGACAGAAGAUGCUUGGAGAGCUAGGGAUGCCUGUGUGUACUUGAUUAUUGCAACUGCAACGAAGGCUCAGACGAGAAGCAAAGGAGUAUCGAUAGUCAACUCAGCUGUCGAUGUAUCCGCCUUCUUCGAGCAGCAGUUGUUGCCCGAGCUCUCACAAGCAAUACCUUCGGAAAGGGAGGCUAUUUGUGCCGCCUUCUUUAGGUAUAUCGCAGUAUUUCGACAUCACCUUCCUGCCGAGCAGCUUAGCCGUGCACUUCCGCUCAUAGCGAAUCAUAUUCGAACACCUGUUACUGUACUCCAUACAUACGCUGCUCACUGCUUGACUGUUCUCCUGCUUCUCAAAGGACCUAAUAAACAACACAAAAUACCUCUGGAAUCACUCAAACAGAAUAUACUGCCAACUGUCGAACCCUGUCUUCAAAUACUAGCUGCAGGCGGCAGCCAAUCUGCGUACGAGAUGAAACUCGUCAUGCCAAACCCCAGCGAUGCGGUUUUCAACCACUAUCUCUUCGAGGCGAUUGCUUCUAUUGUGCAUACUGUGCUGCAGUUUGCCCCUGCCCAACAUGGUGAGGUCGAAUCGGCGUUGCUACCUGUCAUCAGCUUCAUCCUGGAACAGAAUGUUGCGGACUUCAUUCCAUACUGUUUCCAAAUACUCGGUUUGCUUCUUGAUUCUGGAGACAGCUCUACCUCCGCAGCAGGACCGCAGAUAUAUGGCGCCUUGUUUGAUCGGUUACUCACUGAUAGCCUGUGGAGGACCGUCGCUAACGUACCUGGCUUGAUAAGGCUUUUAACCUCGUAUUUCAAAGAGAAUGCGCAGUUCGGGGAGCAGAUCACCCGUAACUUGCAGACUAUCCUCUUCCGAUUCCAAUAUGUUCUCAAUCAUCGGAAGAUCGAGAUGCAGGCAUUUGACCUUAUUGCAGCAAUGUUCCGGUAUCUGCCGUUUGGUGUUUAUAAGGACUCCUUAGCUAGUGUAUUCACGGUAUUCCUGACGAAGCUGCAGAAGAAAAGCACGGCUGCUUUGACUCGGAGAUUUGCGAUUACCCUCAGUGUGUUUGUAUACUGUGUCUCGGAUGGCACUAAGAUGUUGAUUACAACGCUGGAGCAGAUACAGGCUGGAUUGUCUGUUAUGGUUGUUAAGUCACUGUGGAUGCCUGCUUUUAAGGGGAAUAUGGGUAGCAAGGAGAACAAAAAGGUUUGCUUACUUUCUGCGGUCAAGUUCGUAAGUGACUCAACUGUCCAGAGUAAUGGAGAGAUGAUGCACGCCGUUCUCAUGGGCAUCUCUGAGCUCCUGGGCUUCAACGAACAAGAGCAGCAGCCGGGGAAUUCCUUGCUCAAUCCUAGGCUCAAUGAUGACGAAGAUGACGAUCAAGAUGAGGCCGAAGACCGAGAAUAUGAAGUUACCUUUGCAAGGCUCCAUUCCACCGAGUUGCCUGGGCAUGCUGAUUAUGCCCCUUCGGUAACAGACGUUCCUGGAAGUGUGAAGCAGGCCUUGCGUGGCCUGGAUGGUCGUCUCUUCGCUAAUCCUCCGCCAGAACUAGCGCGUCUGAGUACUUGGGUGAGGGGCUGAGCGGCUAUCGGAACUCGUGC
Molecule: messenger RNA, 2891 nt
Organism: Perkinsus marinus ATCC 50983
Lineage: Eukaryota; Perkinsozoa; Perkinsida; Perkinsidae
Product: Exportin-2, putative
Exons: 30
Coding region: 25-2871 (948 amino acids)
Biological process (GO): protein export from nucleus; protein import into nucleus
Cellular component (GO): nuclear envelope; cytosol
Molecular function (GO): nuclear export signal receptor activity; small GTPase binding
Source: RefSeq, a predicted model, not a curated record